CAUUGUUUGAAAAUGGCGGUGUAUGAAGUGUACAAUCACCCAGAAGUGCGAAGAUAUAGAACAAAUGUCUGCUCCAGAGCUACAUACGUACAGUUAAUUACAACAUUAUUGACAUUCUUGCCACCGCUAUUUAUAGGAUAUGGAAGUCAAGGUUUUUGGCAGAAGAGCGACACCUACCAAGAGCAGCCAGAUGUCCACUUCAAGCACCAGGUUUUAAUGGUCCUGGAGACAGCCCAGGAGUCUUCCUACAUUGCAUGGAGCACAUAUCAGAACUUUAAUCGGAUGCAGCAGGCUCAUCUCAGGGUUCCCAUUGUAAAAUCUCGAGAGGAGGACUCCAACAGAGAUGGACUAUAUGACACCCUCUAUCUGACAGUACAAGUUCCUCUACUGGACACAGAACAUAUACAUGGGGUCAAAUUGCUGCUGAUAUUUGACUAUAAACUUAAUAUACUGUCAUCAUUUCAAAUGGAAAGUAUGGCCUAUAUACAGCAUGACUCGCCAAGAUCUGGGGCUGAACUCAAAGUAAUUGGUGACCUGCGGCUAGUUCAGAAAGACUUGCUGUUACAUAGAGGAGUUGAUAAUAGGUUUAAUUCUCCUGUAAUUGAUGAUACAAGUAUUUAUGCUGAUGCCUAUGACUUGGCCAAUAUAUUUAGCAGUUAUUCAUCGAGAAAUGUGACCACAGUGCUGGACAGCUCUUACCCUGUGUGGACAACUGGACGAGGGACUGGACAGCCAUUUGUUAUCACGGCCACCAUCAGGUAUCCAAGGGAAACAUUGUUCUAUAUUCCUGGCUUCUGGCAGCUGAUCAAGUGGGCGUGGGUGCAGUACGUGGCCAUACUGAUCAUAUUUGUGGCCGCCUUUGACAGGAUAAAGACAUUCAUUUUUCAGAAUCAGUUGGUUCCUACAAUAGUGGACAGACCUUUCAAAUUAAACAGAUCAUGAUGAUGUACUAACAUUUUAUUUAUUUGUAUCGAUUCAUUUUACUAAAAUAUUUAUGUCAGCUUGUAAUUUUUUAAGUCAGUUGAUGUAAGCUAAUUUUGUACUUGUCGUAACCGGUAAGCUACACAGUUCAAACUUCUUUUAAAAGAUAGUUGUUUUAAUUGCCACUUAGCAAUCCUUUUUGCAAUAAGGCACUUAAAAAAACAUCGAAGUGAUAUAUUAAUAAGUAAAUGAAACAGGUUGAAAUUUGAUUGAAUAAAGUUAUAAUAAUUCCUUGUGCUUACCUUUAUUUACUAUUAUUACUUUGAUGAUAAUAUUGUCUUUAACACAAUGCUGUGUAAAAUAGUAGGGUUUUUGAAUAGACUUUUCUUUUUUUUAAAUUGGGAUUUUUUUUCAUUGCUGGAAUUUUUUUCAUUGCUAUCAGUUAGAUAUGUACUCCCUGUACAUUCAUGUGCAUUUUAGAAUAUUAACAUCUCUGACUGAUUGUGGAGAUAUAAUGUAGUGAUUUUCCAUAUAUUUAAACAUUUCUUGUAGGACAAAUCUAAAAACGAAUUCAUAAUAGACGUAUAUAUUUGUCCAGUUAAUGAUCUCAAGAUUUUUAAUUAAAAUGUCUUCUAUUUAAAUGAUGUAUAUAUUUGUAUCAUUUGUAUUAUAUGUUAAUAUUGUUAAGUGCUUUUACUAUUGUAAAAUAAUGUAAUAAAAAGAACCAUCUUAA
This is a messenger RNA of Lingula anatina, 1654 nucleotides long. Its product is annotated as transmembrane protein 231. The record is from RefSeq and is a predicted model, not a curated record. Gene Ontology annotation, biological process: regulation of protein localization; cilium assembly. Gene Ontology annotation, cellular component: ciliary membrane; ciliary transition zone. Lineage: Eukaryota; Metazoa; Brachiopoda; Lingulata; Lingulida; Lingulidae.